This is a messenger RNA of Penicillium crustosum, 246 nucleotides long. RefSeq lists its product as uncharacterized. Bases 1 to 246 code for a protein of 81 amino acids. NCBI's taxonomy places the organism in Eukaryota, Fungi, Ascomycota, Eurotiomycetes, Eurotiales, Aspergillaceae. The record is from RefSeq and is a predicted model, not a curated record. The transcript has 2 exons.
AUGAAACUCUUUCUCGCCGUGGCACCAUUUAGCACUCUUGGAUUGACAACAGACCUGGACCCGAAACAUAGACACGACAACUUUGACCAGGACCUUCCGAUAAUCCCUGGUCGGCCAAGGAGAUUCGAAUCCCACAAAAGCGACUUUGGUGCGUUUUCAAUUACCUCUGGACCAUGGAGUUCUUUGUUUCUUUUCUUUUCUUUUUUUUUUCUUGCUUUGCUCAUUUCAUUGUUUGAUGACGAGUAG